Messenger RNA from Suncus etruscus (white-toothed pygmy shrew), 3593 nucleotides. It is a transcript of the gene NRDE2, whose product is annotated as NRDE-2, necessary for RNA interference, domain containing. Gene Ontology annotation, cellular component: catalytic step 2 spliceosome. The record is from RefSeq and is a predicted model, not a curated record. NCBI's taxonomy places the organism in Eukaryota, Metazoa, Chordata, Mammalia, Eulipotyphla, Soricidae. The transcript is spliced from 14 exons. Gene Ontology annotation, biological process: RNA processing; regulatory ncRNA-mediated post-transcriptional gene silencing; negative regulation of RNA catabolic process. Gene Ontology annotation, molecular function: protein binding. The coding region runs from base 25 to 3528 and encodes 1167 amino acids.
GCUACCGCGGUGCGGCCUGUCACCAUGGCGCUAUUCCCGGCCUUUGCGGCCCUUAGUGAGGCUCCCGACGGUGGGAAUUCCAGGAAAGAGUUGGACUGGCUGAAUAACCCAAGCUUCUGUGUUGGAAGCUCCACGUCUCAGAGCCAAACUGGAGAGGCCACAGCCGCUGCUUCAGACAGAUCGCCAGCCACCAGAAGUCCUCUGAUAUCAGAGUCGGCGGAUGAAAGUGACAUUAAUAAAAAGCACAAACAAACAAGCAAGAAAAGGAAGAAAGAGAAGAAGAGAAAGAAGAAGCAUCAGCACCAGAAGAAAACCCGGAGAAGGCACAGCUCAUCCUGCAGCAGCGGGUCUGAGCCUGACAGUGACUCUGGGAAGGAUGUCUUUUGCCGCAGUGGUGGCACUGACGUCCAGGCCCCCGAAAACACCAGCCUGGGAGAUACUGCGGCCACCCAUCCCAGUGGGCGCCUCGUGUGGCUGGAGGAUGCUCAGGCCCUGACUGGAGAGACCUUCCGCCUGGAUAAGAAGCCAGACCGUGCCAACUGGGAGUACAAGUCCCUCUACCGAGGCGACAUCGCAAGGUACAAGAGGAAAGGCAGCUCAUGCCUGGGCCUGAACCCCAAGAAGCAGUGCGUUUCCUGGGAGGGGACCCCCCGUGAGAAGAAGCCGGCACACAAGCACAGCAGCGAGCGCUACUUCUCUAGGAAGAACGUCAGCCUGCUAAGCAUAGAUGGUGUCGCCCUGAGCCCGCCUGGCCAGCCUCCCGCCCCGGCCACCUUCAUCCCUUUGGCAGGCCUGGAAGAGGCCUCCCCUCCUGUGACCAGCUGGCUGAAUCCUCUGGGGAUCUACGAUCAGGCCACCACGCAGUGGCUGCAGGGCCAGGGGCCCCCGGCGAAGGACUCUCAGGAGCCUGACACCCAGCCCGACCCUGAGAGCGCCCUCCUCAGGGCCAAGGUGGAGGACUUCAACCGCAGGGUGCGGGAGAGCCCGCAUGACGUGCAACUCUGGAUGGACUUCGUGGCUUUCCAGGAUGAGGUGAUGCGGCGCCCCGGCCUGUACACGCUGCAGGUGGAUGAGGAGCCUCGCCGUCGGGCGUCCCUGCGGAUGCUGGUGGAGAAGAAGCUGGCGAUCGUGGAGCGGGCGCUGGAAAGCAACCAGGGCAGCGUGGAGCUGCAGCUGGCCCGCCUGCACCUCUGCGCAGAGCUCCAGGAGCCCGGCGCACUCGCCAAAGAGUGGCAGAAGCUCAUCUUCCUGCACCCCAAUGACGCUGCCCUCUGGCAGAAGUACCUGCGGUUCUCUCAGAGCCAGUUCAGCACCUUCUCCGUGUCCAAGCUGCAGGGCCUGUACGGCAAGUGCCUGAGCACCCUGUCAGCUGUGCAAGAUGGGAGCAUCCUGUCACACCCUGCCCUGCCUGGCACCGAGCAGGCUCUCUUUGCUCUCUUUCUUCAGCAGUGCCACUUCCUGCGGCAGGCUGGCCACACCGAGAAGGCUGUGUCUCUGUUCCAGGCCAUGGUAGAUUUCACCUUCUUUAAGCCCGACAGCGUGCGGGAGCUGCCCACCAAGGGACAGGUGGAGUUCUUUGAGCCCUUUUGGGACAGUGGCGAGCCCAGAGCUGGUGAGAAGGGUGCCCGAGGCUGGAAGGCAUGGAUGCACCAGCAGGAGCGUGGUGGCUGGGUGAUUGUGACGCCUGAUGAGGAAGAUGACGAGGCGGACGAUGAUGACCAGGAGAUUCGGGACCGAACUCUGCCCCGGUGGCAGAUCUGGCUUGCAGCUGAGCGCUCCCGGGACCAGAGACACUGGCGGCCAUGGCGCCCUGAGAAGAACAAGAAGCAAACUGAGGAGGACUGCGAGGAUCCAGAGAGGCAGGUAUUGUUUGAUGACAUUGGUCAGUCUCUGAUCCGCCUGACCCAGCCCGAGCUGCGCUUCCAGCUGGUCGCCGCCUUCCUGCAGUUCCUGGGCCUGCCUUGUACCGCCCGCCCACCUGCCGCCUGUUUCUACCUGGCUCUGGAUGAUGGCGGCCUCUUUGACGGCGGCUUCUCCGAUGAGCAGCCGCUCUCGGCGCCAUACCCGCCCUUCUCAGGUGUCGGCUAUGUGGGCCGCAUGGACCCGUUGGGCAGCCGGCGGGGGACCCGGGGCCACAGUCGUGAGGGUGAAGAUUUCAUCCGUAACCUCUUGCACCUUCUGCUGCCACUGUUUGCCGGCCCAGAGCGGGCACAACUCUGCCUUUCCUGGCUGCGCUUUGAGGUUGCCAAGGUCCUCUGGUGCCUGCACACAAAGAACAAGAAGAGGCUGAAGUCUCGCGGGAAGAACUGCAAGAAAGUAGCCAAGAGUCUCCUCAAGGAGCCAGAAAACGGCAGCAAUUUCUGCCUAUGGCGUCUCUACGCGCACCUAGAGUGGCUGCUGGGCAACACAGAUGAUGCCCGCAAGGUGUUUGAGGUGGCCCUGGGCACGGCGGCCGGUGGCCGGGCCCUACAGGACGGCGGCCUCUGCGAACUCGGUCUGCUGUACGCUGAGCUGGAGCUGGAGCUGGGGCUGGCGCCGGAGCCCGACUCACAUGGGGCAGCCACAGCCCGUGCGGUCCAGAUCCUCACCAGACUCACCGAGACAGGGCCCAGUACGCCCUCCCCCAGCCCGGUGUCUGCUGUGCCCGUGCUGAAGGCACGAAAGGCCUAUGAGCACGCACUGCAGGCCUGCCUUGGGGAGGCUGGUGCCCCUGCGUCCACUCCCCAUGCCCUGGACCGCCUGGCCAGUGUGGCCAAAUGCUUCAUGCUCUUCCAGUACCUGACUGUGGGCAUUGAGGCGGCCGUGAGGCUCCACGACCAGGUAGCAGCCCAGCUGAGGGGUGCGGGGUCCCCUGCUGGUGCAGGCCUAAAGGACAGGUGCAGUUCCUCACACCCGAGCCCUGUGCUGGAGGUGCUGGCACUGAUGCACACGAACCUGCUGCGGUUCCACAUGAAGGUCAGCACGUACCCACUGGGCCCCCUGCGCCAGGCGCUCUCCGAGGCCCUGAAACUCUUCCCGGACAACCAGGCCCUUUGGCGGGCCUACGUCCAGGUUCAGAAUAAGUCCCACAGUGCCAACAAGACCAGGAGAUUCUUCGAUGCCGUUGCCAGAUCCACCAAGUCCUUGGAGCCCUGGCUGUUCGCGAUUGAAGCUGAGAAGAUGAGGAAGAGGCUGGUGGAAACCGUGCAGAGGGUGGAUGGCAGAGAGGUCCACGCCACACUCCCAGAGAGCGGCCUGACGCACCGCAUCAGGGGCCUUUUCGAGAGCGCUGUACAGAGCGAGGAUGGCGAGCAGUGUCCCCUGCUGUGGAGGAUGUAUCUGAAGUUCCUGGUUUCCUUAGGAAAUAAGGAAAGGAGCAAAGGUGUGUUCUACAAGGCACUUCAGAACUGCCCAUGGGCGAAGGCACUGUACAUGGACGCAGUGGAGUACUUCCCGGAUGAGAUACAGGAAAUCCUAGACCUGAUGACCGAGAAGGAGCUCCGGGUGCGCCUGCCACUGGAGGAACUGGAUCUCCUGCUUGAGGACUAGGUAGCAGGCUGGAGUGCAGUGCAGCUGCAGAUGAGACAAGACAGAGAGAUGGGCAGAUGGGGUCC